Messenger RNA from Bradysia coprophila, 844 nucleotides. RefSeq lists its product as uncharacterized. Lineage: Eukaryota; Metazoa; Arthropoda; Insecta; Diptera; Sciaridae. The record is from RefSeq and is a predicted model, not a curated record.
GUGGAGGUUACGACCAAAUACCAGCAAAACAAUUGUUUCGGCUUUCCAUCUAUGCAACGUUCGAGCGAAAAGAAAACUUCGAGUAAUUUUCAACGGUGUAGUAUUAGAACACGACUUCUUCCCGAAGUACCUGGGAGUAACGUUAGAUAGAUCGCUGACGUACAAAGAAAAUAAUUCACGAACGGCGUUGAAAAUGCAGCCCAGAAUCAACCUCCUAAAGAAACUUGCUGGGACGUCUUGGGGUGCCAAUGCCACUGUUUUGCGUACAUCAGCACUGGCACUUGUUUACUCUGUGGCUGAAUACGGAUCUGCUAUUUGGAUAAAGAGCGCCCACACAAACAUCAUCGAUGUCGCAUUGAACGAGGCUCUACGAGUGAUAACAGGCGCAGUUGCAUCUACACCAAUCGAAUGGCUACACGUACUGGCUAACAUCGAACCGCCAGCGAUUCGAAGGUACAAAGCUUUUGCCCGAGAAUGGGAAAAAAUCGGAUCAAUGGAUGAGCUUCCUAUCCACGACGACCUGAACAAUAUACCAGCACCAAGACUGACCUCUCGGCAUCCACUUUGGAAGACGUUAAAAUAUGGAAUUGGUACCCGAUCCGACUAUAAGGCUAGCUGGAUUCGAUUUGCCGAGGAAGGCAUGGACACGAUUGAACCGAAUACGAACCGGACACGGGAAUUGCGCGAAGUGUUUAUUCCAAUGGAACCUGGCCGAUUCUGCUGGUUGUGACUGUGGCGAGCCAAAUCAAUCAAUGAAUCACAUAGUGAAUGAUUGUCCGAAUCGAAAAUUUGUUGGCGGUAUGGAAGGGUUACACCGACUAGACGAAGGGGCUGCAGAGUGGCU